Molecule: messenger RNA, 1413 nt
Organism: Exophiala bonariae
Lineage: Eukaryota; Fungi; Ascomycota; Eurotiomycetes; Chaetothyriales; Herpotrichiellaceae
Exons: 2
Coding region: 1-1413 (470 amino acids)
Biological process (GO): transmembrane transport
Cellular component (GO): membrane
Molecular function (GO): transmembrane transporter activity
Source: RefSeq, a predicted model, not a curated record
AUGGUGAUCCCAGGGACGAAAGCGGAGGCUAUCUUCGACAGCACUGCACCACUGGACGAUGAGAAACCGGACAUGGCGUGCCGCGAGAACUCCUCGGAGUCCGGCGAGUACGAGGCCAUAAAUGACAAGAAACUGUUACGCCGCAUUGAUCUACACAUCGUAGCGUGGCUGGCGGCUCUGUACGCGCUCUCGCUGCUGGACCGCACCAACAUUGGGUCGGCCAAGGUCGCCGGCAUGGAGGUCGACCUCAAGCUGACGGGGAACCGCUACUCGAUUGUCUCGCUCAUGCUCUUCCCGACGUACAUCCUGCUCGAGGUUCCCUCCAACAUGCUCAUUCGUCGCAUCAGCGUCAGGAGAUAUCUUGCGUUCUUGAUCUUUUGUUGGGGCGUCCUGGCCAUGUGUUGUGGCUUUGUCAAUGAUUGGAAAGAUCUCAUCGCGGUUAGGGUGCUACUAGGCGCUUUCGAAGGUGCAUUCCAGCGGUACGAAACACACCAACGGAUUGCCAUCUGGUACAUGAGCGGGGCAUUCCUCAACGGUUUCCAAGGGAUUAUCAGCUACGCCCUGAGCCUGAUGGAAGGAGUCGGGGGACUUCGCGGGUGGCGGUGGAUUUUCAUCAUCCCGGGGCUUAUCACUGCCGUCAUGGCACUGCCGGUGUACCGAUACGUGAGCGAGUUCCCCGAAAAGGCCAAGUGGUUGAAGCCGCACGAGCUGCGCCAUGUCCAAGAACGACUGCAUCAUGACCGAGGCGAGGUCGAGGAGAGGAUGGAUCGGCAUAGACUCAUGGCUGCUCUGAGCGACUGGAGAUGCUGGACGUUGGCGCUGUUGCUCUUCUGGUCGACGGCCGGGUCGUACUCCCUGUCCUUUUUCCUGCCGUCGAUCCUCCGUGGCUUCGGCUUCAGCACGGCGCUCAGCCAGAUCCUCGUCACGCCACCGAUGAUCCUGUCCGUCUUCUGCUCCAUCGGAACCGGCCUGUGGGCGGAUCGCGUGCAUGUUCGGUCGCCAUUCAUUGUCGGACACAUGACUCUAGUCAUCGUCGGCAUCGUGCUGAUUGGAUGGGGCACGAACCUGGGCUCACGACUUGUCGGCGUGUUCCUCAUGACCAUUGGGAACAAUUGCACCAUUCCUACCAAAAUCGCCUUCCUCAUCAAUAACAUCCCGUCUUCGAGUAAACGCCAAAUCGCGCUGCCGUUGCAGGGAGGCUUUGCAGGAGUCGGUGGCAUUGCGGGAGCACUUAUCUUCCGGACACAGGAUGCCCCAAAGUACCACUUUGGCCUUUAUUUGUCUAUUGCAUUUGCAUGUUGCAGCAUUCUUAUGACCAGUUCGUUGGUGUUCUAUUUUCAUCGUGAGAACAAAAAGGUAGACGAUGGAGGGUCUGCCAUUGAUGGUAUUGAAGGAUUCCGCUAUACACUUUAG